UCCCCAGUACUUGCUGUUCCUCGUGCCUCAGUUUCCCCAGCUCAGCUUCCCUGUCGCCAGGACACAUUAUCCUGAAGGACACUGCCAUUGCUGGUGUCCCCAUGUCCUGACCAUGCCCCACCACCCACAGACCACAAGCAGCACCCACCCCCGCACCCCCUCCCCGCCUUGGGGCAGCCAUGGGGUGGGCACACACCUGCUUUGCCCAGCUCUGCCCUGCCUCAGUUUCCCCACAUCCCAUGCCCUUUGGCCACCCCGCACCACCAGUGCAGAGACCGUACACAACUCAUGACACAAUUGACCCACUCUGGUCUCCCCAUCUUUGACCCAACCCAACCUGACCCUCCGUGACCAGGGGAUCUCGGCAGAGGUUGGUGGCCAGUGACAGAUGACGGGUGGCCGGGCUGAGGUGGCCGCUGGCAGCGCUGCCGAGGAGUAUUUCUGGAGUGCGGUUGUGCUCUUUCCAAUCAUGUGAUGAGGACAUUAUUUAAGGCGGCUGCGAGGCCGGCAGGCAGCUGCGAGCUGGGCGGUGCAGGGCCACGCUCACAGCCAGCCGGACCCCCGGGACCCCCAUACACGCGUGUGGCUCUGUGUGUGUGUCCCCCCUGCACCCCCUCGCCAUGGUUGACGCCUUCCUGGGCACCUGGAAGCUGGUGGAUACGGCCAAUUUCGAUGAGUACAUGAAGGCAUUGGGGGUGGGCUUCGCCACCCGGCAGGUGGCCAGCCUCACCAAACCCACCACCAUCAUCGAGGUGGCGGGCGACAAGAUCACAGUGAAGACCCAAAGCACCUUCAAGAACACAGAGAUCAGCUUCAAGCUGGGCGAGGAGUUUGACGAGACCACGGCGGACGACAGGCACGUCAAGUCCAAGGUCACGCUGGAUGGAGGCAAACUCAUCCACGUGCAGAAGUGGGAUGGGAAGGAGACAUCGCUGGUCCGGGAGCUGAAGGAUGGGAAAUUAAUUCUGACUCUCACCAUGGGCAACGUCGUCUCCACCCGCACCUACGAGAAGGCGACAUAGACACCAUCCCCAUCUCCCUCACCCGUCACCCGGUCCUGCAUUCGCCCCCGCCCUUGCCCCGCGCCGGGCACGGUUUGCCAUGGUCUUGGAGCCCACUGCACCCGCCGGGAACGCCGGCUGUCCCGUCCCCAUCGCCUCAUGGGGCUGCUUGGGGCUUGGGUGGUGGUUUCAUGGUUUGGGUUUGUUUUUUUUUUUUAAUAAUGGGAAAAUCCACAUGGAAAAAUAAUAAAGGCCAUCUUGUUACA
Molecule: messenger RNA, 1267 nt
Organism: Aquila chrysaetos chrysaetos
Lineage: Eukaryota; Metazoa; Chordata; Aves; Accipitriformes; Accipitridae
Gene: FABP3
Product: fatty acid binding protein 3
Exons: 4
Coding region: 621-1022 (133 amino acids)
Biological process (GO): fatty acid transport
Cellular component (GO): cytosol; nucleus
Molecular function (GO): fatty acid binding
Source: RefSeq, a predicted model, not a curated record